Molecule: messenger RNA, 862 nt
Organism: Saccostrea cuccullata (small rock oyster)
Lineage: Eukaryota; Metazoa; Mollusca; Bivalvia; Ostreida; Ostreidae
Product: protein argonaute-2-like
Exons: 3
Coding region: 74-847 (257 amino acids)
Source: RefSeq, a predicted model, not a curated record
UACAUGCCGCGCCGCCAUUUUUGCACAAACAACAUUCGUCUUUUGAUUUCUAUUACUUCCACGUUCAUCCAUUAUGUAUCCUAACUGGGGUAAUGUCCAAGGAGGAUAUGGACUUUAUGGACAGAUGGAUCCAAACUACCAGCAGCAGUUGUUACAAUGGCAGCAGAUGAAUCAAGUAGGAGGACAACAAUGGGGGAUGUAUGGUCAGUCCGCUCAGCCGCCACUGCCAGCCGGGGGUGACACCAAGCCACCGCCACCCGAGCCCCCAGCCGACGAGAAACCACCACUCCCUCCCGACCCACCACCUGAUGGGGGAGAAACUAAGGAAAAAGAAAUGAAGCCCAUGUCUGAUGCAGAAAAGCAGAAACUGACUCAGCUGCAGCAACAAGCAGCACAAUGGCAACAGCAACAAACAUGGACACAGCAGCAACACAGAGCGGGACAGGGAUGGGGUCAACAACAGGGGGGUAUGCAGCAGCAUGGUGGCAUGCAACAACAUGGUGGCAUGUAUCAACAUGGUGGUAUGCAGCAACAUGGAGGUAUGCAACAUGGUGGCAUGCAGCAGCAGCAGGGAAACAUGCAACAGCAAGGUGGCAUGCAGCAGCAAGGAGGCAUGCAGCAGCAAGGAGGCAUGCAACAGCAAGGUGGAAUGCAGCAACAGGGAAACAUGCAACAACAAGGUGGCAUGCAGCAACAAGGAGGCAUGCAGCAACAAAUGUCCGGAGGUUCAGGAAAUCUCCAACAAAGAAUAGAAGCUGUUUCACAAGAGGAGAGAGAAUUUGAUGUGCAAUACCAGCAGUGGAAGAAACAGUAUGAUGACUGGCGGGAACAGAAUCAGAGUAAGUAGGAAUUGUUGUCAGAU